Messenger RNA from Malassezia japonica, 2658 nucleotides. RefSeq names its product inositol-hexakisphosphate 5-kinase (gene KCS1). The transcript has a single exon. Gene Ontology annotation, cellular component: cytoplasm; nucleus. The coding region runs from base 1 to 2658 and encodes 885 amino acids. NCBI's taxonomy places the organism in Eukaryota, Fungi, Basidiomycota, Malasseziomycetes, Malasseziales, Malasseziaceae. Gene Ontology annotation, biological process: phosphatidylinositol phosphate biosynthetic process; inositol phosphate biosynthetic process. The record is from RefSeq and is a predicted model, not a curated record. Gene Ontology annotation, molecular function: inositol hexakisphosphate kinase activity.
AUGAACCCCGAUGACCAUAUUCCGUGCUCCGCGCCGAGUGCUCUCACACCGAGCACUGCGAGACUGAUGUCAGGGCAGAGCAGCGUGGAGCGCCCGAACAGCGUCCCACCGCUCGUACCCCGCGACGAUGCCGACGACGAGCAAGUCGAUCCCUCGUCGCCGUCGUCGCCACGCGUGGGCACGGGCCGCAAGGCCACUGUAUCUUUAAAUUUGUUUAUGGCGACGCAGAUGGGCAAUGUUUCUGCAGCACCAUCUCCCGCAUAUACCGCUGACGCGCGCGCUCCUGACUUGCACGAAGCCGCAAGGGAGGACAAGAGCACGCCGUAUACCGAGCCAAACUUGCCGAGCGCAGUAGAUACCGAGGCGGCCACUCCGCGUGCGUUGUUUGAGCGGUCACCUGCAGUAGUGGUCUCGCGCCGCGAAAGCGACGUGAAGCGCACCGCGACGCGUCCUGUUGUCCCGGAUAGCGAUCUGCUGAGCAGUUCGGUGAUGUACGACGACAGUGACGCUGGAGAUACCUCGUUCGUGAGCAACUCGAGCGACGCCUCGUCGAGCAGUUCGUCGAGUGUGUCGGACGAUGGCCGUACCGAGCCCGAAGUGCGUCCGCUGCCUCCUGGCUCGUACCCCGCCGCGUCGCCACAGACGAUCACCAUUCCAUCGCCAAAUAUUGCGGACGAUGGCGGUAUGCAUCCCCGGAAGCACCACCACCACCACGUGCAGGACUCAUCGGAGCCCCCGCCGAAUGUUGUGCAGCUGCAGCCUUUCAACCACCAGGUUGGCGGCCACAACCACAUCUUUCAGUUCUCACGGCGCGCCGUGUGCAAGCCGCUCGUUUCCCGAGAGAACCAGUUUUACGAGGCGCUCGAGCGCGACCACCCCGAUAUGCUCGCGUUUGUGCCACAAUACCUCGGUGUGCUGAACGUCACGUACCGCCACGUCCAACGUGAUGCCGAGGCGGAAGGCGAGGCUGGCACGACACCGUCGAGCCAGCCGGCGCGGCGCAAGGUCUUUGAAGGCCAAGACGAGUCGGACGAGGUUCCCGAAGUCGCACUGGAUAUGAACCAGCACAUUAUUCCCGAUUGGCUCCUGCGCAAAUCGCGCGCGGCGCACCAGCGGCAUAGCAGCGAGACGAACGCAGGCCCUUCGCGGUCUGCCGAGUCGGACUCGCACAUGGCGCACGAUGGUGCGCUGGAUACCGACGAGCCCUCGCUGCACAACUGCAUCUUGGGCACAGGGAGCACGUCCGUCAACCGCCGGCUCCAGGAGCAGGUGAUCCGCGAAGUCUUUCACCAGUCCAAGCCGCGGAACCCCCGCGGACGGCGCAGCGAGACGACCGACGAGCGCGGCCGGCUGGCUAAGUCGUGGGACGAGAAGAAGGAUGCAGUCUCCGGCCUCUCGUCGUUGGACGACUCGGAGCGGUGGCAGAAUGCGCGGCACGUUUCGGUCGACGCGGUGACGCUGCCCUCCGAGGCGCCGAGCACGCCGACGCCUGCACCGGGCACGCCGAUGGCAGCGCCUGCAUCUGCGACGCCCAAGAGCGGGACGUCGGACGCGUCGCCGCGCCCUCGCCAGGAGCAAUUUUUGCUGCUAGAGGACCUGACUGGCGGCCUCAAGGCGCCCUGCGUGCUGGAUCUCAAGAUGGGUACGCGUCAGUACGGCAUGGACGCCACGGAUGCCAAGAAGCGCAGCCAAACCAGCAAGUGCAACAAGACGACGAGCCGCUGCAAAGGUGUGCGUAUUUGCGGUAUGCAAAUGUACGAUGCACGCACGGAGCAAUUCAUCUUCCAGGACAAGUACUACGGCCGGAGCAUCAAGCCGAGCGAGUUUACCGAGGCGCUCGAGCGUUUCUUCUUCAACGGCUACCAGGUACUUAUCCACCACGUCCCGGUUAUGGUCGACAAGCUGUACCGCCUUGCGCGGCACGCCUGCAAGCUGAAUGGUUACCGGUUUUAUGCGAGCAGCCUGCUGCUUAUCUACGACGGCGACCUGCGCCGGCAGAAUGCGCUGCUGGAUGCGUUUGAAGCAGAGCUGCCGUGUGGCACGUCGCGCGUGCCCUCCUCGGCGAGCUCCGAGAUCAGCCCCGAUAUGCAGGCCCUGCAGCUGAGCGGCGAGCCGAGCCCGCUCACGACCGGCUCCGUUGCUCCGAGCUCCGUGUCCUCUGCGACGGUGCUGACGCUCCCCUCGCCUACGAUCUCUGCGACAACGCCGCCAUCGACGACCGACUCCCAUUCGCAGUGGCGCCGCGCGCGCCGCCUGGGCUAUAUUAAUAUCCGCAUUAUCGACUUUGCGCAUUGUACGACUGGCGACGACUUUUACUUCCCAGCCGACCAUGAUGGCCGGCCGCCGAGUAAGCCGGAAGAGAUGGCACUCCCGAUCGCGCGCCUUCCUCCGCAGCACCGCGACGAGCCCGACGCUGGGUAUCUAUGGGGUCUGCGGUGCCUCGCGUUGGCCUUUCGCGAGAUUUGGGAGCGCGAACGUGUGCGCCGUAUCGACGCGGCGCUCAGUGCCCUGCCACUGGAUGCGUCUGUCUCCUCUCGCGAGAUCGCGGUACGCAGUGUGGACAUUGGCGAGCUCAACGUGCCCGGCGCAGAGAUCUUUACCGAGCUCUUUGGCACCGAGGACGAGCCUGGUUCGCUCUCUGGCUAUAUUUCCUCGUAG